Messenger RNA from Wasmannia auropunctata (little fire ant), 1420 nucleotides. Its product is annotated as chymotrypsinogen A. Gene Ontology annotation, biological process: proteolysis. The record is from RefSeq and is a predicted model, not a curated record. Gene Ontology annotation, molecular function: serine-type endopeptidase activity. The transcript has 5 exons. Bases 221 to 1420 code for a protein of 399 amino acids. NCBI's taxonomy places the organism in Eukaryota, Metazoa, Arthropoda, Insecta, Hymenoptera, Formicidae.
AAGUUUGUGUAAAGACUCGAAUUUGACAUAUAAUUAAAAAUAAAUUUCCAGAGUUAUUAACAAAGAUAUCAAUCAUAGUUUAUUCUUUAAACGUCUAAAUUUUUUUAAACUCGAGACUUAUCGACCUUUUCCAUAUUUAUUUUAAACGUGACGUUUUUAAGAUUGAAGAAUCGUCACUGUAUAUAAUUAAAAUUCGUGUCGAGAUUCCAUUCCAUAAAUUAUGAUGUUAAACGCGCCUCGUGUAGUUCCUCAGCAUCUGCUAGACCGCACAUCACUCGCUUUUCCCCUCUCCCGCGCUAUUCAACGAUCACUUUCUUCGAGAUCGCUUCGUACCGAAGGAUCCGCUCUUCGCGUCGCGCUAAUCCUACUCGAGGAUCGAUUGGCGUCGCCGAAGCCAGUCAGGCUAUGCGGAUUCAUAGAUCAUAGUGAUCGGUGUGGUGAUCCAGCGCGGAUAUUCUCGAUUUCGCUGGUGAUGUAUCGUUUUCGCAGUGAUUUGCUUGUUCUGCUGGUGGUCGUUCUAGCGGAGGCACAGUGUGCCAUGAUAAGAAUUAUCCGAGAGGAUCAUUUUACGUCACAGAGGCAGCCGCGAUCGAUUGUCUCGCCGAAGGUCCAUCAGCCGCGGGACGGCGGCGUCUCGUUGUCGACGACCACCACCACCACCGGCCGCAUCUUCAACGGCAAGCCCAGCCGGAGGGGCGCGUGGCCCUGGCAGGUGUCCCUUCAGCUGUUGCACCCGAAACUGGGCUUCAUAGGCCACUGGUGCGGCGGUGUGCUGAUCGACCCCAAGUGGGUGAUCACCGCCGCGCACUGCAUUCACAACGAACUGUUCAAUUUGCCCAUCGGUGCGCUAUGGACGGCGGUGGUCGGCGAAUGGGAAUUGGACUCAGGAGGACGCGGAUCCGCACGCCUGCCCGUCGAGAAAGUGAUCCUCCACGAGAGAUUCAAUAAUUACGUGCACGACAUAGCCUUGUUGAAACUCGCCAGGCCGGCGCCUCUGUCCAAGGUCGUCCGCACUAUCUGCCUACCCGGGCCCGGGCAGGAGCUCAGCGGCGGUCAUGCACAAUGUGUGACCUCCGGCUGGGGCCGAUACGGUCCCUCGCCCUCGCUCUCCACCGCACUUUUGGAGGCCAGUGUCCCGCUUCUGAAUUUGGAGGAGUGCCUGCAGGCUUACGGUACCUCGGUGCCCAUUAGAAAGGGCCACCUCUGCGCCGGUCAGAUCGACGGCUCCUCCGGAAGCUGCGUGGGUGACUCCGGAGGACCUCUGCAGUGUCGUCGUACCGAUGGCGCUUGGCAGCUAGUCGGCGUCACGUCUUUUGGAUCCGGUUGCGCCAGGCCGGGCUAUCCGGACGUGUACACCAAGAUACAGCAUUAUUUGCACUGGAUCAACAAGACGAUCGACGCCAACGACGAGGAACGAUGA